AUGAAUGAAUCAAAAUUUGAUGUUGAAAAGAUUGUUGAGCACAGGGAAGUUAACAAGAGGAUUGAAUUGCAUAUAAAAUGGCUGGAUUAUGAUGCUUCUGAAAAUACUUGGGAGCCUAUGACAACAGAUUUAUAUGAGGACUUAACUUAAAUGAUCGACUCUUAUUUCAAGAAACUCUCAUAUAGAGUAAUAAAGAAAAAGGGUUCAAGAGGUGCACUCACUAUCGAAAAGAUCAAGGACAAUGGUCAAACAGAUGAUGAAUGUGAGAGAGAUUAAAAAGCUAGUUAGAGCAAGGGAAAAGGAAGACCUAGAGGUAAAAACUCUCAAGCUGUCAGCAAAUCUACAACACCUAAAGCAAGAAGCAAGAAGAAUACUCCUUGCCAAACUCAAUAACAUUCUUAAAAGGAUCAGAAGACACCAGUUCAAGGAAAAUCCAAGAAGAAUGAGAAGAGUUUUGCUUCAAGGCCAGAGACAGACAAUGAGUAAGAGGAGGAGAAGAAGAAUGAGAAAGACUAGAGGGUCUUUGGUGUCUUAGAGAUAGAAUUUCAAUAGACUGAAAUAGAUCAUAAGAAAAUUCAAUAGACUUAAUAUCUUGACAUUGAAUUGAAAAAGAGAAUGAUGCAAGAUGAUGCUGCCAUUUAAGGAAGGGCUAGCCAUAUUGAUAGUAAAUUUAUGCAGAUCAAACCUAAGCCCAAUGCAAUAUUCUAGAAUGAGAAGUAAUAGUAGUCUAAUCAUCAACAAAGUAAGUAGGAUUAGAAAAUAUCAAAUAUGGGAUCAGAGUAAAUUAUCUAAAAAGGGAAUGACUCCAAGACGUACUUUGAAGAUCCAAGAGUUAAUAUAAUUUAGAAUAUCACUCAGCCAGUUAGUAAACCAUUAAACUCACCAAAGAAAUAGAGCAGCAUGAUUAUGCCUAUUCAUGAAAAGCAAUCAAGUGUCAAUCAGCAAUUCUAGUUUUAACCUAGCAAAGAUAAGGAUUUAUAAAAUAGAGAUCUAUAGUUAAAUUCUAGUUUGAAUAAGUAAAGGCCUCGUUCACCUUUCGAUAACAAAGAUUAAAGAUAUCUACCUCAAUCAAGAGACUAUAAUUAGAAGACAGGAAACUUUCAGAAUUAAUAUCACCAAUAGCCAUCAAUAAACAGCAAUUACCAUUAAAAUCAAAACGCUAAUCCAAAGUUCAAUCAGUAUUAAAAUGACAAAAAUAACAACAACAGAUUCAAUCAUGGUUUCUAGUAAAAUGAUAAUAAAUCGCCAUAUCAUGAUUAAGUAAAACAUCCAAAAGACCAAAAAGACUACAAAACUUAUCUUAGAGAAUAGGGUAAUCAAAAAAAUAUUUAAACCCUUAAUCAAUAAAAAAUCACUUAGCCUGCUUUAAAUGUUGAACUCUAAAAAGGAAUUACAGCUUAAAACUCAGAUUAGAAUCCUCAUUAACAACUAGAUAUUGCAGUUACUAACCCUGAAAAUCAUGAAAUAACUUUACUGAAUAACUGCUUUAAUCCAAGUCCCAAUUUAGCUAAAUAUACUAGCCAGCAGAUAAAUGAGAAUAUUAAUUCUGAUGUAUAUAAAAAUCAAUUGAUUAAUGGACAAAAUAAUUAAUAGGCUUUGAGACUUAUUACAUAAGGAGUGUAAACUGAUUAUGAAAAAGUUAAAGUGAUUGAAAAUAUUGAGGAAAAGAUGGAAAUUGAGCCAUUUUCAUUCAUUCUAAUUGAUUUCGAAAAGUCAAUGAACACAAGAAAGGAGAAUGGAUCACAUUGUUGGACAGAAAGACCAGGUUCUCCUUUCAGACACUCAGAUAUUCCAGAAAAGAUUGUCUCAAUAAAUGAGGACGGUGGUAAUAUUUAUUAUUUGAUGACCUGGAGAGCUAAUGAAGGCUAGAGAGAAAAAUUAACACCCUCAUGGGUAAAUGAUUUUAUAGUGAAGCUGCAAUGGCCAAUGCUAAUUUCUAAUUAUUUGGAAGAACUUUAUUUGGAGAGGAAAGAUGCCUGUGAUGAGAUGAUUUUAGUCUGA
Messenger RNA from Stylonychia lemnae, 2001 nucleotides. Lineage: Eukaryota; Ciliophora; Spirotrichea; Sporadotrichida; Oxytrichidae. The record is from the annotation of a GenBank genome assembly.